Messenger RNA from Penicillium expansum, 1599 nucleotides. It is a transcript of the gene erg12, whose product is annotated as mevalonate kinase. Gene Ontology annotation, biological process: ergosterol biosynthetic process; isoprenoid biosynthetic process. The record is from RefSeq and is a predicted model, not a curated record. Gene Ontology annotation, molecular function: mevalonate kinase activity; ATP binding. Gene Ontology annotation, cellular component: cytoplasm. The transcript has a single exon. Bases 1 to 1599 code for a protein of 532 amino acids. NCBI's taxonomy places the organism in Eukaryota, Fungi, Ascomycota, Eurotiomycetes, Eurotiales, Aspergillaceae.
AUGACCGAGAAUGCCACCCGCCCAUUGAACGGUAUGGGUACAAAUCCCGCACGUCGUACAGUCGACUUUCAUCCCGAAAGCACGGUCAAAGUCCUCCCUAUCCACCCCAAGGGUGUGAACGGAAACGGUGCCCUGGACGACUCCGACAGCGCCUCCGUCUCCUCAGAAACACACGAAGCGAUUGCUACUGGGAAACCCAAGCGGCCGAUAAUGGCUCGCAAGGCCUCUUCGCCUAUGGCGCCUACCUUUAUGGUGUCCGCGCCGGGCAAGGUUAUCGUCUUUGGCGAGCAUGCUGUGGUCCACGGCAAGUCUGCUAUGGCCGCGGCCAUCUCUCUUCGCUCCUACCUUCUUGUCACCACCCUCUCUAAAUCACAGCGCACGAUAACGUUAAACUUCCGGGAUUUGGGUCUUAGUCACACUUGGGAUAUCGACACCCUACCUUGGGACAAGUUCCACGAGCCCUCAAAAAAGAAGUUUUACUACAGCCUUGUCACCGAACUCGACCCGGAACUUGUCGAUGCAAUUGAACCACACCUCCAGGGCGUCUCUAAGGGCCUCCCAGAGGAGCAGCGCAACAUCCAUAUCCGCUCCGCAUCCUCAUUCCUCUACCUCUUCCUCUCCCUAGGCUCCCCACAAAGCCCAGGCGCUAUUUACACCCUUCGAUCCACUAUCCCUACCGGAGCCGGCCUAGGAAGUAGUGCUAGUGUUUGCGUCUGUCUUAGCUCCGCGCUACUUCUUCAAAUCCGUACACUCGCCGGUCCCCAUCCAGAUCAGCCACCGGAGGAAGCAGAGACACAAAUUGAGCGUAUCAACCGCUGGGCCUUCGUGGGGGAGCUUUGUAUACAUGGCAAUCCUAGCGGGGUAGACAACACGGUAGCCGCGGGCGGCAAGGCUGUGAUUUUCCGACGCGACGAUUACUCGAAACCUCCGACGGUCACCUCGCUACCUAAUUUCCCCGAACUUCCUCUCCUACUUGUCAACACCCAACAAGCGCGUUCCACAAAGACAGAGGUCGACAAAGUCGGUGCUUUAAGAGACGCCCAUCCUAUUGUGACGGAGUCAAUCCUUAACGGCAUCGAUCAAGUCACCUGCUCUGCACAACGUUUAAUCCAGGACCCUAGUUUGAAGGACCCUGGUUUUAAGGGUAUCAGUGAGGCCACCCUCGCCCACAUCGGAACCCUAAUCCGGAUCAACCACGGUUUCCUUGUCUCGCUAGGCGUUUCUCACCCCCGUCUUGAACGCAUUCGUGAACUUGUCGAUUACGCCGACAUUGGCUGGACAAAGCUGACCGGUGCAGGUGGUGGCGGGUGUGCUAUUACCCUCCUCCGGCCUAAUGCAAAUGCGGAAGUCAAGCAGGACCUCGAACAAAAGUUCGAUCAGGAGGGUUUCACUACGUACGAGGUAACCCUUGGCGGUGACGGUGUUGGUGUUCUCUACCCGGCCGUCCUACGCAAUGGCUCGGAUGAAGAGGGCGGCGAGGAGAUCGAUCAACAGAAGUUCGAAAAUGCCGAGGGCCCCGAAGGCAUUGAGCGUCUUGUUGGUGUUGGAGUAGAGGAGAGGAGAGAGGGCUGGAAGUUCUGGAAGCGAGCUAUCAACUAA